This is a messenger RNA of Oryza sativa Japonica Group (Japanese rice), 3019 nucleotides long. Its product is annotated as chloride channel protein CLC-c. Gene Ontology annotation, biological process: chloride transport; transmembrane transport. Gene Ontology annotation, molecular function: voltage-gated chloride channel activity. Gene Ontology annotation, cellular component: plant-type vacuole membrane; intracellular membrane-bounded organelle. The record is from RefSeq and is a predicted model, not a curated record. NCBI's taxonomy places the organism in Eukaryota, Viridiplantae, Streptophyta, Magnoliopsida, Poales, Poaceae.
UCUUCCUCCUCUUCCUCUCUCGUUUCGUCGUCCCCUCUCCCCCACCCCGCCUUGCUUCCUUCCUCCACAAGCUUUUUCCCCACCACGCCCUGCAUCUCUCCCGCGCGCGCUCCCCCUCUCCUCCCGGCCGACUCCCGCCGAUCGCCAGCGGCGGGGUCGGUCCGAUCGAUCGGCCGGCGAAGGUGUUCGCGCGCGCGCGCAUGCAGGAUCUCUCUGGCGCGCGGCGGCCGCAACCGGAAGGUCCGAUCCCUACCCCGCUGAUCGCCCGCCGCCGCAACGUCGCGUCGGGAUUGAUAUAGUGCAGGGGGCAGAGGACGAGGCAGGAUCAGCGAGGCCAACCCCACUCGGGCGACAAAGAUGGACGGCCACCCCUCGCCGCGUUCACACCACCAGCCCCCUCCGCCAGAGCGGGACGGCAGCUUCAACUACGACAUAGAGAGCAUGGACGGCGGCGGCGGCGCGUGGCGAGGGCGGUACGAGUCGUCGGAGGUGCUGCUGCGGUACGACGACGAGGCCGGCGGCGGCCCGCGCCAGCCGCUGCUGCGGAAGCGCACCAUGAACACCACCUCUCAGAUCGCCAUCGUCGGCGCCAACGUCUGCCCCAUCGAGAGCCUCGACUACGAAAUUGUGGAAAAUGACCUUUUCAAGCAAGACUGGCGAUCGAGAAAGAAGAAGCAGAUAUUUCAGUAUAUUGUUCUUAAAUGGGCCUUAGUUCUGCUUAUUGGCAUGUUGACUGGAAUUGUUGGCUUCUUUAACAAUCUUGCAGUCGAAAAUAUUGCAGGAUUAAAACUAUUGCUCACAAGUGAUCUCAUGCUCAAGCAGAGGUACUUCACAGCAUUUUUGGCAUAUGGUGGUUGUAAUCUAGUCCUGGCAACUACUGCUGCAGCAAUCUGUGCUUACAUAGCACCAGCUGCUGCUGGAUCUGGUAUUCCUGAAGUUAAAGCAUAUCUUAAUGGGGUUGAUGCUUAUUCUAUAUUAGCUCCCAGUACACUAUUUGUGAAGAUAUUUGGUUCAAUACUUGGAGUUUCAGCUGGAUUUGUACUUGGAAAGGAAGGACCCAUGGUACAUACAGGAGCAUGCAUAGCCAACUUGCUUGGUCAGGGGGGUUCACGCAAAUACCAUCUUACAUGGAAUUGGCUGAGAUAUUUUAAGAACGACAGGGAUAGGCGAGAUUUGAUUACUUGUGGAUCAGCAGCUGGAGUUGCAGCAGCAUUUCGUGCACCAGUUGGUGGUGUGCUCUUUGCUCUUGAGGAAGCAGCAUCAUGGUGGCGAAGUGCUCUUCUAUGGAGAACAUUCUUUACAACUGCUGUUGUUGCUGUUGUGUUGAGGGGCCUUAUCGAGUUCUGUCGUAGUGGAAAAUGCGGUCUCUUUGGGCAAGGAGGGUUGAUUAUGUUUGAUCUAAGUUCAACCAUCCCGACAUACACUGCCCAAGAUGUUGUGGCAAUAAUAGUCCUUGGAAUAAUUGGCGGUGUUUUUGGAGGCCUUUUCAAUUUUCUCUUGGAUAGGAUUCUCCGUGCCUACAGUAUUAUUAAUGAGAGAGGCCCUCCAUUCAAGAUCCUUCUCACCAUGAUAAUAUCAAUCAUCACCUCAGCAUGCUCCUAUGGGCUCCCAUGGCUUGCUCCUUGCACGCCGUGCCCUGCUGAUGCUGCGGAGGAAUGCCCCACCAUUGGCCGGUCCGGAAACUUUAAGAACUUUCAGUGCCCACCGGGCCAUUACAACGGCCUCGCGUCGCUCUUCUUCAACACAAACGAUGAUGCCAUCCGCAACCUGUUCAGCAGUGGCACCGAGAAGGAGUUCCAUAUGUCCACCCUGUUCGUCUUCUUCACCGCCAUCUACUGCCUUGGCCUCGUCACCUACGGUAUCGCCGUUCCAUCUGGUCUCUUCAUCCCUGUGAUACUUGCUGGGGCUACGUACGGGCGCAUAGUUGGGACACUUCUGGGUCCCAUAUCUGAUCUUGACCCAGGCCUCUUCGCACUGCUCGGUGCGGCUUCUUUCCUUGGUGGGACAAUGAGGAUGACGGUAUCAGUCUGCGUGAUCCUUCUGGAGCUCACAAAUGACCUCCACAUGCUCCCUUUGGUCAUGCUCGUCCUUCUGAUAUCCAAGACCAUAGCCGAUAGCUUCAACAAGGGGGUCUAUGAUCAGAUUGUGGUGAUGAAAGGCUUGCCAUUCAUGGAGGCACAUGCCGAGCCGUUCAUGAGGAACCUGGUUGCCGGUGACGUCGUGUCUGGGCCACUCAUCACCUUCUCCGGGGUCGAGAAGGUGGGGAACAUCGUUCACGCGCUGAGGAUCACGGGCCACAAUGGGUUCCCAGUGGUCGACGAGCCACCUGUAUCAGAAGCCCCAGAGCUGGUUGGGUUGGUGCUUCGGUCCCAUCUGCUGGUUCUGCUGAAAGGCAGGUCCUUCAUGAAGGAGAAGGUGAAAACCAGCGGUAGCUUCGUGCUGCGAAGGUUUGGUGCCUUCGACUUCGCCAAGCCAGGCUCUGGGAAAGGCCUCAAGAUCGAAGACCUGGAUCUCACCGAUGAGGAGCUGGACAUGUAUGUUGAUCUCCAUCCGAUUACAAACACCUCACCCUACACGGUGGUCGAAACAAUGUCACUUGCAAAGGCUGCAGUGCUCUUCAGGGCACUAGGAUUAAGGCACCUACUGGUCGUGCCAAAGACCCCAGGAAGGCCCCCUAUAGUUGGAAUUCUCACAAGGCACGAUUUCAUGCAUGAGCAUAUUCAUGGGCUGUUCCCAAAUCUCGGCAAGUCACACUAACAAGGGCCAAAUCGAUUGCAUUCAGCAGACAUGUCUUGUUUUUUUGCUUGCCGUCGCCUUGUGGCUACCGGUAUCGAAGGAAGCGACUGUGUGUAAUAUUCGCUGCUCCUAUCUUGCCUUUUUGUUUAUCUAUAUUCAUUUCUUCCAAAUGUACUCAAAACAUUGAAUAAUAGUAUAAUCAACAAGAGAAUGGAAAUUUUGUAGUUUGUGUUCCUGUCGGAAACCAUAUUUUUUCAAUGUAUAUUCUGAGGUUUCCUUUUCC